Odobenus rosmarus divergens (Pacific walrus) is the source of this 2466-nucleotide messenger RNA. RefSeq names its product adaptor-related protein complex 3, mu 2 subunit (gene AP3M2). Gene Ontology annotation, biological process: intracellular protein transport; endocytosis. The record is from RefSeq and is a predicted model, not a curated record. Lineage: Eukaryota; Metazoa; Chordata; Mammalia; Carnivora; Odobenidae. Gene Ontology annotation, cellular component: cytoplasmic vesicle; clathrin adaptor complex. Bases 162 to 1418 code for a protein of 418 amino acids. The transcript has 10 exons.
GGAACGGUGGGUGCUGAGAAGAGCGAGGCUGGGGAGGGAUACUUCAGAUUCCUACAGUAGAGGAGGACUUGAGUCUGCUCUUGAAGGAUGGGAUUGAAAAUUGGCAGUUCUGAGGCUUUCAGACCAAAGAAGACUUUCCUCUCUCACUGACAAUCGCCACCAUGAUUCAUAGCCUCUUCUUGAUCAACUCCUCAGGAGAUAUUUUCCUGGAAAAACAUUGGAAAAGUGUGGUCAGCCGUUCUGUUUGUGAUUACUUUUUUGAGGCGCAAGAGAGAGCGACUGAGGCAGAAAACGUACCUCCAGUUAUCCCUACCCCUCACCACUAUCUCUUAAGUGUUUACCGUCACAAGAUCUUUUUUGUGGCUGUGAUCCAGACAGAGGUCCCACCUCUGUUUGUUAUUGAGUUCCUUCACCGAGUAGUGGACACAUUUCAGGAUUAUUUUGGAGUCUGUUCAGAGCCAGUGAUCAAAGACAAUGUGGUUGUGGUUUAUGAGGUACUAGAAGAGAUGCUUGACAAUGGGUUUCCAUUGGCUACUGAGUCAAACAUCCUCAAAGAACUGAUAAAGCCUCCCACUAUCCUUCGAACGGUCGUCAACACCAUAACAGGAAGCACCAAUGUGGGUGACCAGCUUCCUACUGGACAGCUGUCAGUGGUGCCCUGGCGAAGAACUGGGGUGAAGUACACCAACAAUGAGGCCUAUUUUGAUGUGAUUGAAGAGAUUGAUGCUAUCAUUGAUAAAUCAGGUUCCACAAUUACUGCUGAGAUCCAGGGGGUCAUUGAUGCCUGCGUCAAGCUGACUGGAAUGCCAGACCUUACGCUAUCCUUCAUGAAUCCUAGGUUGUUGGAUGAUGUCAGUUUCCAUCCUUGUGUUCGUUUCAAGCGCUGGGAAUCUGAGCGUAUUCUCUCCUUCAUCCCUCCUGAUGGAAACUUUCGCCUGCUCUCUUACCAUGUCAGUGCACAGAAUCUGGUGGCAAUUCCAGUGUAUGUUAAACAUAGCAUCAGUUUCCGGGACAGUAGUUCACUUGGACGCUUUGAAAUAACAGUGGGACCGAAGCAGACUAUGGGGAAGACCAUAGAGGGAGUGAUUGUCACCAGCCAGAUGCCCAAAGGGGUCCUGAAUAUGAGCCUCACUCCAUCUCAGGGGACACAUACAUUUGACCCAGUUACCAAGAUGCUGUCGUGGGAUGUAGGAAAAAUAAAUCCCCAAAAGCUACCAAGUUUGAAGGGGACCAUGAGUCUUCAGGCUGGAGCUUCCAAGCCAGAUGAGAACCCCACAAUUAAUCUGCAGUUUAAGAUCCAGCAGCUGGCCAUUUCUGGACUCAAGGUGAAUCGUCUGGAUAUGUAUGGAGAAAAGUACAAACCCUUUAAGGGCAUAAAAUACAUGACCAAAGCUGGAAAGUUCCAAGUUCGAACCUGAAGGGAGAGUUUUGCAAAAAGAACAGUCAUGAACGCUUUUUCAUUUCUUACUUGUCUAAAAGUAAAAAAUAUCAGCCUGUCUCCUAGGUCAGUAUCCCCUUCUGGACCCACCCGCUCCCUUUUUUCCUUAGCCUUCAGUGCCAUGGAGCUAAUCAAGGGAGAGAAGGGUCGCCAGGGAGAACUGGACAGAACUGAAACACAAUCAGCACCAACUCAGUUCUGCAAGAAGAGAUGUGUGACGGAGGGUGGAGACACUUGAUGCCAUAUUUGACUAUUCUUAACGUGGCUACCAUAGAAAAAGACUAGCAUUUGUUACUUGCUUGGCUUUAAUGCUCUAAAGCCAACGAACGACUUCUUUUUGUUUUUUAAGGUAGAAAGAUUAGAAAGAAGGAAAGAAAGCUUGGAAGAGUAUGAAUGUUAGUCACAGAAAGGCCAGUUAAGGAUCUGAUCUAUGAGGGAAAAGAAAGGAAACAGUAUUGAAGAGGUAUGAGGACACAGGCUCAAGUGAAAGGGGCAGGAGAAGUAGUCAAGCCCCACAUGAAGGAGGGUUGGAAGGAAAAGAGUGGAGUUGGUUUCUUUCUGAUCCCUCUACUUUGAUAUAUAUAUAUAUAAAAUCAUCAGUACUUCUAGAAGGGAACUGGAAACUUCUUAAAUUUGAGUCCACUGAUGACAUGGAAAACCCCAGUAGAAUCAGAUUUUCCCUUGAAGACUAUGACGAUAUCCGACCAGUUUUCAGAUACUAACUACUGUUUGCCUUUAGCACUUGGUCUGUCAUCUUCUGUGAGAAGGUGACCUGCCCUCUUCCUGGCAGAGGCCGCCUGAAAUGCCCCUUUUCCACCCCAAAACAGUUUAUUCACUUUACAUUGCAGAAUUCACCAUUUUUCCUGUUACCCAAGGACAGUUUCAGAAAAGCCAAUCCCAUAAUCCCAGGGCAGCCAGAUUUUGUGUGUCACCGUGUUGGAGUGUAGAUGACCAACUGCUUCCUCAUGAAGUGCAUCGUGGCUGUAACCCAGUGACUCCUUAUUUACACUUGUCAGUGCUGGACUAGU